Messenger RNA from Aspergillus nomiae NRRL 13137, 1758 nucleotides. Its product is annotated as putative amino acid transporter. The transcript has 3 exons. Lineage: Eukaryota; Fungi; Ascomycota; Eurotiomycetes; Eurotiales; Aspergillaceae. Gene Ontology annotation, biological process: amino acid transmembrane transport. Gene Ontology annotation, cellular component: membrane. Bases 1 to 1758 code for a protein of 585 amino acids. Gene Ontology annotation, molecular function: L-amino acid transmembrane transporter activity. The record is from RefSeq and is a predicted model, not a curated record.
AUGGUGUUUCUGAACUCCGAAGGCAGGUCAGCUAAUAGCCAUGCGCCUCGGGACUCUCUAGAGCUCGCUUCACUCGCCUCUUCCUCGCCCGAAUUGGACGCAAGGUCCUCCGGCUCCUCCCCCUCCGGUAUUUCGUCCUCCCGAAAGCUCUCCCUUGAAGAUGAGGAUCCUCUCUCGAAUUCCUAUGCGGCCACAAAUUUCGACUCUGGGAGCCUAGAUCGGCCCGGUCAUACUCGGUAUCAUCUGCGCGCGCCUUCUGCGCUUGACCGUGAAAGCGGGGCCGCCGAUGGCUCAUUGGAAAGGAACAAGACGUUAACAUACUUGAAUGGCCUAUCCCUUGUGGUCGGUUUGAUCAUUGGCUCGGGGAUUUUUUCAUCACCAAGUCAGGUCAAUGCCAACGCGGGCUCCCCUGGCGCGUCCCUCAUUGCAUGGGUAGUUGCAGGUCUGCUGGCAUGGACUGGAGCGGCCAGCUAUGCAGAACUAGGAGGAGCAAUUCCGUUGAAUGGUGGCUCUCAGGUGUACUUGGCAAAGAUUUUCGGAGAAUUGGCAGGCUUCCUCUUCACCUGGUGUGCUGUUCUUGUGCUGAAGCCAGGCAGUGCUGCCAUCAUUGCCAUCAUAUUUGGGGAAUACGCUGUGCGGGCUGUGGUCGGUGCUGAGGUCGAGCAGGUUAAUCCCUGGAUUAACAAAGCUGUCGCAUUUGGAGGAGUAUUGACGGUGACCUUGCUGAACUGCAUUUCCACAAGAUUAGCCGCACGCAUCGGUGACAUAUUUAUGUUCUUCAAGUUCAUCGCCUUGCUUGGAGUCACCAUCAUUGGCGUUGUCGUGACGAUCACGGGCCUCUCAUCAGAUGGGAGUGCAAAUGAAGAAUGGAAGUCGGGUUGGUUUAAAGAUACUAAUCUUGACAUAUCAGCCUGGGCGGUCGCAUUGUACGCCGGCCUUUGGGCUUUCGACGGCUGGGAUAACACUAACUACGUGACUGGCGAAUUUAAAAACCCCAAUCGUGACCUCCCGCGUGUGCUUCAUACUGCGAUGCCAUUGGUCAUUCUCUGCUAUAUACUCGCGAAUAUCUCCUACUUCCUAGUCCUACCGCAUUCGACCAUUGAGGUCAGCAACACCAUCGCUGUUCAAUUCGGCGACAAGGUGUUUGGAAAAGCCGGCGCUCUCGUCUUCGCGCUCAUUGUUUCUGCGAGCUGCUUCGGGGCGCUCAAUGCAACGGUUUUCACCAGCGGGCGAUUGGUCUAUGCGGCCGGCAAGGAAGGUUAUCUGCCUUCAAUAUUUGGCAACCUCUGGACUCGAGAAUAUCCCGCAACCAAUCGACUACAGCACCGGUCAUGGGCUCGUCAAUCUAUUUCACGCCUUUUUGGUGAGCGCUUUCGAAUUGGAUACACACCAAUCAAUGCCAUGGCCCUGAACAGCGCGCUCACGUUGGUAUACGUCAUUGUCGGUGAAUUCAAAACCUUGGUCACCUUCUACGGUGUCGCGGGCUACACAUUCUAUUUCCUCACCGUCCUGGGCCUGAUUGUGCUCAGGAUUCGAGAACCGUACUUGGAGCGACCGUACAAAACAUGGAUCUCAACUCCUAUCAUCUUUUGCUGCGUUAGCAUCUUUCUUCUCAGUCGAGCGGUCAUCGCAGAGCCCUUGCAAACCUUGAUUGUUGUGGCCUUUAUUGUUGCUGGCGUUCCGGUUUACUACUGGCGAAUCUAUCAGCGUGAUGGUCAGAUUACAUUGCCAGGGUGGAAAUUUUGGAAGUCAAGGUGA